AUGAGUGCUUUCUUAUUAGCAGUUGUCGUCAUAGCAACAACAGGAGUGCUUGGAGUUCAAAGUGACUGUAACUUCAGCGAAGAAUGCAAAUAUAGAUAUUGGUGUGACAAGAAGCUACAUAAAUGCCUGCCUAUGGUAGGCAUAGGGAAACCCUGCAGAAAAAAUGAUGAAUGUAUUCAGCUUUCUAAAUGUGUGCCAUUGGGAAAUGGGACAUGUGAGGAGACGUGCAGAGUUGACAAUGACUGCUUACAGCACAGGAAUGGUAGAAACAAGUACUGUACUGCUGGAGGGUUGGGUGGAACACAGAAAGGCAGAUGUGAGAUGAAGCACGAGAGGGGAUAUCGAUGUGGAAGAAGCGCUGAAUGCCAAGGGAAAAUGUUCUGCAGAAAUGGACAAUGCCUGGUGGCAGUGCAAAUUGUUCAAUGCCGUCUGAGCUGCUAUGGACCAAACCUAGAAAGACCUGACCACCUUAGACCAGGACACAUCGUUAAUGUCACCUACCAUUGUGAUUUUGUACGCAGAGGCCAGUUUGGCCAUCAGAAUCUAACAGCUAGAAUCAGAUAUGACAAAAAAGAUUUACUUGGCAAAAUCCAGGGUCUAUCACCAUUAAGCUUCACUGGGUUCCUUACCAAGGUUGCCAAGAAGGGAGAGUUCACUGCCAAUAUUGGAGCUGUAAUGAAACCAUGUGUGAACCUGAAGUCUUCCUGCCAGGCUAACAGACAUUGUUACUUAUAUGCUGGACAAAAGUAGUAACAUCAACUCAGAAUAUUCACUUGAAAGUAUAAUUAACCAUGACUUUCUCUUUGAUUGUACUUUAUGAUAUAUCUGAAUAAAAUCACAUUGCAUUGAACAUA
Messenger RNA from Owenia fusiformis, 854 nucleotides. The record is from the annotation of a GenBank genome assembly. NCBI's taxonomy places the organism in Eukaryota, Metazoa, Annelida, Polychaeta, Sabellida, Oweniidae.